AUGCACGAUUCCAGAAAACCCGCGGAUGAGUACGAUGUGGUCGUGGUUGGGGGCGGAUUUGGUGGUGUCUAUUCCCUUCAUCACAUGCGGGAUCUCGGUUUUGCAACGCACAUGUACGAAGCCGGGACCGGGCUUGGAGGAAUAUGGCAUUGGAACUGCUAUCCAGGGGCGCGUGUGGACACUGAGACCCCAGUAUACCAGCUGUAUGCGCCAGAGCUGUAUAAAGAAUGGCAAUGGAAAGAAAGGUAUUCUGGCAGAGAUGAGAUGGUGAAAUACUUCAACCACAUUGCCGACACUUGGAAGUUGUGGAAAGAUAUUACUUUCCAAGCAAGAGUGACGCGCGCGUAUUGGGACCAGGACAAGAGUCGGUGGGAUCUGAGGAUCGAACAUCGCUUGGAUGCGGAGAACACUGGAACAAUUGUGAGCACAACGCAUUGCAAGUAUGUUAUCUUCUGCACAGGGUUCGCUUCAAAGCAUUACGUUCCGCCAUUUGCUGGUAUGGAUUCUUUUAAAGGAGUAAUGUGCCAUACCGCAUUAUGGUCAGAAGACAUCGAGCUCGAAGGCAAGCGUGUCGCCGUAAUCGGUACAGGAGCCAGUGGUGUACAGGUCGUAUCAGAAGUCUCGCCGAUUGCCAAACAGCUUACCCUCUUCCAAAGAACUCCCAAUAUGGCUCUUCCCAUGGGACAGUGCAUCAGAGAUGAGGAAUGGAACAAACUCUCGAAGCAACAGUACGCCGAACAAGUAGAAAAGAUGAAGACUACAUACUGUGGAUUCCUGUACGACUUCGAUCCACGCAAAACAUUCGAUGUGACAGAAGAGGAACGACAUGCGCUGUACGAAGAGCUCUUCAAUAAAGGCGGAGUCUACUUCUGGCUGGGAACUUUCACUGACACGCUGAAGAGUAAGAAAGCCAACGAUCUUGCGUAUCAGUUCUGGCGGGAGAAGACUAUCGCCAGAUUGCGAAAACCCGAGAUGAUAGCGAAGUUGGCUCCCGAAGUUGCUCCGCAUGCAUUCGGCACAAAGAGAAUCAGCCUUGAACAGAAUUACUUCGAGCAGUUCAAUCGCGAUAGUGUAUCUCUCGUCGACCUCAACGUCGAUCCCAUCGAAACUUUCACUGAGAAUGGUAUCAAAACCAGAAGCGGUAACGAACAGUUCUUCGACGUCAUUGUCCUUGCCACUGGGUUUGAUUCCGUAACAGGUGGCCUGACUCAGAUUGACAUUCGAGGUACAAACACCUGCAUAAAAGACAAAUGGGAGAAAGGUGUGUGGACGCAUCUUGGUAUGAUGUCAGCGGGUUUCCCGAACAUGUUCUUCGUAUACGGUCCUCAGGCACCGACGGCCUUUGCGACUGGGCCACAGUGUGCCGAAACGCAGGGCAGGUGGAUCGGCGAAACCUUAUCAUUUAUGCGAGAGAAUGGCAUAAGAUCACUUGAGCCCACAGUGGAAGCCGAGACUGUGUGGAAGGAACAUGUCAACGAAGGAGCGGAGGAAGGCCUCUUCAAGGACACAAAGAGCUGGUAUUUCGGUGACAAUAUCCCAGGCAAGGCCAGAGAGUCUUUGAACUACAUGGGAGGUAUGCCAUUGUACAGGAAGAAGUGCGCGGAAGCGCAAGAGAAUGGUUACAGGAAUCAGUUCGUUUUGGCGUGCGAAAAAGAGUCUCGAUCAGACGACUCUCGGCGUGACAGUAUGCACGAGAAGGAUAUCUCCAGAUAGGCAUGCAAUUCGACAGUAUAAAUUCCGACGGACAAGGGACGUGUUCUGAAUCUCCAC
Paraphaeosphaeria sporulosa is the source of this 1770-nucleotide messenger RNA. RefSeq names its product cyclopentanone 1,2-monooxygenase. The transcript is spliced from 3 exons. The record is from RefSeq and is a predicted model, not a curated record. Lineage: Eukaryota; Fungi; Ascomycota; Dothideomycetes; Pleosporales; Didymosphaeriaceae. Gene Ontology annotation, molecular function: N,N-dimethylaniline monooxygenase activity; flavin adenine dinucleotide binding; NADP binding. The coding region runs from base 1 to 1713 and encodes 570 amino acids.